Messenger RNA from Quercus robur (English oak), 2961 nucleotides. RefSeq names its product G-type lectin S-receptor-like serine/threonine-protein kinase At4g27290. The record is from RefSeq and is a predicted model, not a curated record. NCBI's taxonomy places the organism in Eukaryota, Viridiplantae, Streptophyta, Magnoliopsida, Fagales, Fagaceae. Gene Ontology annotation, biological process: recognition of pollen; protein phosphorylation. The coding region runs from base 325 to 2778 and encodes 817 amino acids. Gene Ontology annotation, molecular function: ATP binding; protein serine/threonine kinase activity. The transcript is spliced from 7 exons.
UCAUGUACGCAAAUGUCAUGGAGAGAAAUCAAUUGGUCAUAACCACUCCAAAGAUUUAUGAACCAAUACUUAAUAGCGUUCCCAUUACUGCUAGAAGAAGGAACCCAUGUUCACUUCCUGUACAAACCAUUGACUUCAAGGUCAAUACAGGCGGCUUGUGUUUACAUCAUGAGCUCCUCUCCCAACUUCUUUGUUUUUUUCCUCAUAGAAAAUUCUUAGAUUUAUCAAGAAGUCAGUUUUCUGACCCAUAUCUGGUUCCUGUUGUUUAACCAAUUGAUCAAACCUACAAAAUAUUUGAGUAAAAUUGUAAUUAAGGUUUAGCCCAUGAAGCUCUUUUUUUCCAUUUUCUUCUGCUUCAUUUCUAUCUCGUUUUCCAAAACCUCCCUUGGAUUAGACACCUUAGCUCCAAACCAAAAUCUCACGGACAACCAAACUCUGGUUUCCACAGGCGAAGCAUUCAUAUUAGGCUUCUUUAGUCCCUGGAAUUCCAGCAAUCGUUAUGUGGGAAUAUGGUACAAAAAUAACCAACAAACGGUUGUUUGGGUUGCUAACAAAAAUAGCCCCAUCACAGAUUCAUCUGGUGUUCUAACCCUCACCCCAACCGGAAACAUAGUUAUCACCAACAAUCAAUCUGGUAUUGCCAUCUGGUCAUCGAAUUCAUCGGCAAAUAAUCCAGUCUUGCAGCUCUUAAACACGGGAAACCUUGUGCUUAAAGAUAGUAAUGAUGAAAGCUAUGCUUAUUCAUGGCAGAGCUUUGAUCAUCCAUGUGAUACAUUGUUACCGGACAUGAAGCUUGGAUGGAACCUAAUGACUAAACAAAACUGGUUCCUGACUUCAUGGAAGAGUCUUCAAGAUCCAUCCACUGGGGAAUUCACGUACAGAGUAGACCCUCGUGGGCUUCCACAGUUGGUUCUUCGCAGGGGUACUGAGAUUGAAUUUCGAAGCGGGCCUUGGGAUGGUAUUCGCUUUGGUGGGGAUCCUCAGCUUGAAGGAACCCCGGUGCUUAAUCCCAUCUUUGUUUACAACACAAGCUAUGUCUACUAUACCUUUGAAAACAGUGAUAGUUCAAUAAUCUCAAGGCUUGUGGUGAACCAGUCAGGCUCUAUAGAUAUCCUCAAAUGGAACCUGCAGCGUGGUGAGUGGUCGAAUAUAUAUACCAUGCAGAAAGAUGAAUGCGAUAAGUAUGGACACUGUGGUCCUAAUGGCAUUUGCAACAUGAACAAGUCCCCAGUUUGCCAGUGCCCAACUGGGUUUACUCCGAAAACACAAGAAGAUUGGAACUUGAUGGAAUGGUCUGGUGGGUGCAUAAGAAAAAUGCCUUUGAACUGUAGUACAAAAGUCGGGUUUAGGAAGUUUUCUGGGUUGAAGUUGCCUGAUGUUUCGGAGCUUUUUGUCAAUAGUGCGAUGAUGAGCUUGGAGGAGUGUGAGGCAGCUUGUUUGAGAAACUGUUCGUGUACAGCUUGUGCCAAAACUGAGGCUAGUGGUUGUGUGGCUUGGUUCGGGAACUUGCUUGAUAUUAGAGUGCACAAUGGAGUUGGGGAAGAUUUGUAUAUUCGAAUGGCUGCUUCUGAACUUGAAUCGAAGAACAAGGACCAACGAACCGUGGUGAUCAUGUCAGUAUCAGUAGUUUUUGGGGUUCUUCUGUUGGUAUCAAUCAGCUGGUUGUUGAUUUGGAAAAGGACCUCCCACAGAAGCAAAGCUCAAAGGCAGAGAAUAAAUAACCCAAAACAAGAUGACAAGUCUAGCAUAGUAGAGGAAGAGGACGACCUAGAGCUUCCUCUAUUUGACACUAAUACCAUUGCAACUGCUACCAACAACUUCUCUUUCACAAAUAAAAUUGGUGAAGGCGGUUUUGGUCCUGUUUACAAGGGUGAGCUCCCAAGUGGAGAAAAAAUAGCAGUGAAGAGGCUCUCCAGAUAUUCAGGACAAGGCCUCAAAGAGUUCAAGAAUGAGGUUAUCUUGAUUGAAAAACUUCAGCACCGAAAUCUUGUAAAGCUAUUGGGAUGUUGUAUUCAUGCAGAAGAUAGAAUGUUGAUAUAUGAGUUCAUGUCUAACAGAAGUUUAGAGUUAUAUAUAUUCAAUCAAACAAGAGGUACUGCACUUGAUUGGCAAAAGCGUUUUGACAUCAUAGUAGGGAUCGCUCGAGGACUUCUUUAUCUUCAUCGAGAUUCAAGAUUGAGAAUCAUUCAUAGGGAUCUUAAAGCUAGUAAUAUUCUCUUAGAUAGUGAGAUGAAUCCCAAAAUAUCAGACUUUGGAUUGGCUAGAACAUUUGGAGGUGACCAAACUGAAGCGAAUACGAGUAGGAUCAUUGGAACAUAUGGUUAUAUGUCUCCAGAGUAUGCAAUAGAUGGGCUCUUUUCUGUGAAGUCUGAUGUCUUUAGCUUUGGUGUAUUGGUUUUAGAGAUAGUGAGUGGAAAGAAGAAUAGAGGGUUUUAUCAUCCUGAUCAUGAUUUCAACCUUUUAGGACAUGCGUGGAAAUUAUGGAACGAAAACAGGGCCAUGGAACUGAUGGAUGCUUUGAUGGAAAAGCCGAUACCUGAAUCAGAAGUCUUACGAUGUAUACAAGUCAGUCUAUUGUGUGUGCAACAACACCCUGAAGACAGGCCCCCAAUCGCUUCUGUACUUUUGAUGUUGGAUAGUGAGAAUUCUUCACUAACUCAACCAAAACAGCCUGGAUUUUACACAGAAAGGUCUAUUACAGAGACUGACUCGUCAUUAUCAGGGAAAACUCCAUAUACUGCAACUGAAUUAACCAUUACAAUGUUACAGGGUAGGUAGCAUGGUGAUUAGAACUCUGUAUAUGUUCUUCACAAAGCAUAUGUAGCUUUGUAUAUUCAAUCUAUUUUCCUCCAAAAUCUAAAAUGUACAAGGUUUAGGAAGAUAUAUAUAUUCUUUGGUUAUUACUAUGUAAUAGUUAAAUCUUAUUUUGUUAAAAAUGAAGCAAUUUGGAAUUGAUCACAA